ACAAGAUAGGGGGGCGGAUUUCAGGAGCGUUAUCACACCACAGGAAUGAAGCAAAUCAAACGGAUGCUUAACAUACAGUUAUUUUGCAUAACUUUGUGUUUCAUGAUCUAAACCCGCGUUUUUUUUCUUUCUCACUGACUGGAUAGGGAAAGUUUCAUAUCUGAGGAGGAAUACCUGCCAACUGACGGAACGCAUCAUCCGCAGCCCGUCACACCUUCGCCUCAGUAUUUGAGUGCGUUGAGGAGAUCGGAUCUGCUUUAGGACUGCAUUUUCUUGUUUUGUUUCUUUUUGGGGUGAGGGACAAGUCCCUUGAAGUACGUAUAUUUUUCAUUCACAAAAUGAGUGUGGAUCUCUAUCGUUAGUUCUGUGCCCCGGUUUUCAGUAGGUUUGUGCGGAUCAUUUUGUGAAGUAGUUUUAGUUCCCCUAGACUGUUGUGUUGUUUCAUUUUCCUCUUUCUUGGAUGCUGGAAUUUAAGACUGACAGUCCCGUUCUCUCCUCAUGCCCAUGAAAACAACUCUCGGAUGGUAAGGAUUCCAGAGAAUGGUAAAUGAUCGAUGGAAAAUCAUGAACAGUGUUUCAGAACUCGAGGAUGGUCAGCAGCAUAAAUCGCAGAGGAUGAGCUGUAGCUAUCUCCUAUGCACCAUCCUGCUCUUUGUUGCCGUGUUACUGGCUGUCACGGUAACCGGGAUCAUCCUUCUGAUGAACCAUUACCAAGCGCCCAGCGGCCCCGACGGCCCCCCUCUCAUCAGCACUAACCAGGAUGAGGCUAAUGCCCUGGUAACCAUCGAGAGAGGCGACGGCUCCCGAAUCAACAUCUUCAUUGACCCCAACUGCCCCGACUACAAUAAUAACUUCCUGCGUCUGGAGGGCGUGCAAACCUCACUGCUGCACUCUCUCACCGACCACGACACUGAUCUGAAGUCAGUGAAAGGGCAGGACCGGGCUCUGCUUGUUAAACUGGCUGAAGAAGUGGCCAAACUGUCUGCCCAUGCCAGUCAGCUGAAGAUGGAGUACAACGCUCUGAGACAAGGCCAGGGCAACAUUGGACAGGAACUCAGCACUCUGCAGACCGAACAGGGCAGGCUUAUCCAGCUGCUGUCAGAGAGUCAGAUUAACAUGGUGAAGGUGGUGAACUCUGUGAGCGACGCGCUCAGCUCCAUGCAGAAGGAAACCGGAAACAUCAAGAGCCGUCUUAAGGCAGAUCUGCAGAGGGCUCCGGUGCGCAGCGUCCGGCCCAAGGGCUGCGCCGGUGGAGAGGGUUCCAGACCCAGGGACUGCAGUGACAUCUACGCCAGCGGGCAAAGAGAGGAUGGUAUCUACUCCGUGUUCCCCACACAUUACCCAGCAGGCUUCCAGGUCUUCUGUGACAUGACUACUGAUGGAGGCGGAUGGACGGUGAUUCAACGCAGAGAAGAUGGCUCUGUUAACUUUUUCCGUGACUGGGAAGCCUAUCGUGAAGGAUUUGGCAAGAUAACAGGAGAGCAUUGGCUUGGCAUGAAACGAAUCCAUGCACUUACCAUUCAAGCCAACUACGAGCUGAGGAUUGACCUGGAGGACUUCGAGAACAGUACCUCCUUCGCUCAGUACGGCUCUUUUGGAGUGGGUUUGUUCUCUGUUGACCCAGACGAGGAUGGCUACCCACUGAGCAUCGCUGACUACUCCGGCACUGCAGGUAUAUUAAAAGAAAUUUGCUGUUCCUCUUGGGUGUGGAACUGACAAAUGUGAGAUGUGGACUGGAAUAAGAGAGAUUGGUUUUGUUGCGCUAAAGGACAGAACGUGUAACAGCUACAGCUUUUGGGUAAAGACAGAUUCUCAGUUUGUUGCCCUACAGUUGCUCUUUGUGAACUACUUGGAACUCAGGAACCCCUGCUGAUGGCCUCUCAAACUACACCUGUCUGCUGACUGCGCUUGCCAGUCAUCCAUGUAAAUAAUUUAACCGUGAAAUUGAGCAUGUCUUGUAGUAUAACAACACCCCAGGAUGACAAGAGGACGUUUCCUUUCUUUACACAUCUUGCCCUUCCUAACAUCCCCCAAACCUUCAAACCCAUCAUUUGUGACCAGCUAUCAAAGCGAAGGCAGAUCUACUGUACGCUAUUAACACUUGGUACGCUCUGCUGUGAAUUACGAUGGACUUUUUUUUUUUAGGUCUUGUAUUAGAGGUAUUUUUUAUGUUGAUCAUUAAAAUGUGUUUCAUGUUCUGAGUGACAUUUAAUAAACAUCCCCAGUUUCUAACAUACGCGCUUUCGGGUUGACUGAACCAUUUCCUGUGACAGAAAAAUUAAACUAAUUCCUCCUUAGCAGUUUGGGAGAGAAUGUCAGCUGAGGUCAGCUCAUUAGCUGGUAAUUGACUAGGUAAGCCAAUAAAAAAUC
This is a messenger RNA of Megalobrama amblycephala (Wuchang bream), 2370 nucleotides long. It is a transcript of the gene fibcd1a, whose product is annotated as fibrinogen C domain containing 1a. The transcript has 7 exons. Lineage: Eukaryota; Metazoa; Chordata; Actinopteri; Cypriniformes; Xenocyprididae. The record is from RefSeq and is a predicted model, not a curated record. The coding region runs from base 541 to 1716 and encodes 391 amino acids.